GUCCUGGGCGCCCCGGGGCGGCCUCCUUUAAAAGCCAGCGGGGCUCGGGACCGGACAGACCGGCAACUGACACCCCGGCCAGCAGGGAGCCAACCAGGCCUCGUAACAGAAGACUCGCCAUCCAUCCGACCGCCCGACCCUCCUGACGCGCUCUCAGCCUCGAGCCCCGGUUCUGCGGGCCUGGAACGAGCAGCUUUGGCUCUGACCUCCGCAGCGCUCACCUUCCCGACGCUUGGUGGAGGCACCAUGCGUGCUCUCCUGGUGCUUCUGCUGGCCGGAACAGGCCUCUCCUCCCUCGUGCCAGAGAGGGAGAAGAACCCCAAGUACUGGAGGGAGCAGGCCCAGCAGACCCUGCGGCGUGCCCUGGAGCUGCAGAGCCUCAACACCAAUGUGGCCAAAAAUGUCAUCAUGUUCCUGGGAGACGGGAUGGGGGUUUCCACAGUGACAGCCGCCCGCAUCCUCAAGGGUCAGCUGGACAACAAGCCAGGAGAGGAGACCCUCCUGGAGAUGGACAAGUUUCCCUUCGUUGCACUCUCCAAGACCUACAACACCAACGCCCAGGUGCCCGACAGCGCGGGCACUGCCACGGCCUACCUGUGCGGCGUCAAGGCCAACGAGGGCACCGUGGGGGUGAGCGCCGCCGUCACUCGCUCCCAGUGCAACACGACCCAGGGCAACGAGGUCACCUCCAUCCUCCGCUGGGCCAAAGAUGCCGGCAAAUCCGUGGGCAUCGUGACCACGACUCGUGUCAACCACGCCACCCCCAGCGCUGCCUAUGCCCACUCCGCCGACCGCGACUGGUACUCAGACAACGAAAUGCCCCCCGAGGCGGUGGCCCAGGGCUGCAAGGACAUCGCUUACCAGCUGAUCCACAACAUCCCCAACAUCGAGGUGAUCAUGGGUGGGGGCCGAAAAUACAUGUAUCCCAAGAACACCAGCGAUGUAGAGUACCACGAUGAGGAGAAGGCAAGAGGCACGCGACUGGAUGGUCAAUUUCUGAUCAGAGCCUGGAAGGACUACAAACCUCAAGACAAGAACUCACACUACGUCUGGAAUCGCACUCAGCUCAUGGACCUCAAACUGGACCAAGUGGACUUUCUCUUGGGUCUCUUCGAGCCAGUGGACAUGGUGUACGAACUCAACCGCAACAACCUCACUGACCCUUCCCUCACGGAGAUGGUGGAAGUGGCCAUCACCAUCCUCAAGAAAAACCCCAAAGGAUUUUUCCUCCUAGUGGAAGGGGGAAGGAUCGAUCACGGCCACCACGAGGGCAAGGCCAAGCAGGCGCUACAUGAGACGGUGGAGAUGGACAGGGCCAUCGAGCGGGCGGGCACCCUGACGUCUCUGGAUGACACACUGACCGUGGUCACGGCUGACCACUCCCACGUUUUUACCUUCGGAGGUUACACUCCCCGCGGCAACUCCAUCUUUGGCCUUGCCCCCAUGGUGAGCGACACAGACCAGAAGCCCUUCACCUCUAUCCUGUAUGGGAACGGACCCGGGUACAAGAUCGUGGCCGGCGAGAGAGAGAACGUCUCCACAGUGGAUUACGCUCACAGCAACUAUCAGGCCCAGUCGGCCGUGCCCCUACGCCAGGAGACCCACGGGGGCGAGGAUGUGGCCAUCUUCGCCAGAGGCCCCAUGGCCCACCUGCUGCACGGUGUCCACGAGCAGAAUUACAUCCCCCACGUCAUGGCCUACGCGGCCUGCAUCGGCGAGAACCGCAAGCACUGCAGCUCCCCCGCCUCCCGCAACACGGCCGGGGCCCUGCCGCUGCUGGCCGCCAUCCUCUCCCCUCUGCUCGCCAGCCUCCUGUUCUAACGGGCCUCUCCCGCCCACCUCUCGGCUCCCUCUCUGACUCUGCCCAUGGGAGACGGGGUCCCCUGCUCCCUCCCCAUCUGUGCCCGUGGGCAUGCCCUCCCCCCACCUCUCUGGGGGAGCCGUGGCCUCCCCUCCCUCUGGUCUCUCUGCCGGGAGUCCCCCCGACCCGGGCCCAGCUGACCGGCCCUGGUCUCUGGGAUCUGGGCCGGGCCUCUCCACAGACGAAAUGGUGGUAGGGCCACAAGGGGUCCACGAAACCAGUGGGAGGAGAGGCCAGCCUCCCUCUCGGUCCCAUGAUCUUGGCCACUGACCGGGGCGGAAAGGAAGGCGGGAGAGUCAGGGGAGAACAUGUCUCUUUUUCCGUGCACAGCCCAGCACAGGCCUGGCUCUGCUCCCAAGAGAAGCGGCCUGGUUUAAUUAGCUCGUGCUCUCCGCCGCCUCGUACUGCUUUCUUUCUGUUCCUCCGGGCUGCAGCAUCCACCUGCCCCUUUGCCUUCGCCGUUGCCCAUCGCCCGUACCCACAACCACAAUCCCUCCCGGGCAGUGCCCAGGACAGGGAACUGAACUGUCUCCCCCUCCCCAUGCUGGUUCUGGAGGACGGAUUCCCCGCACCCCAACCCUCCACGCGAGGCCUGCCCUAACCUCCAGCCCCAGCUCCACAGCCACGGAAGCCACAGGCCCUUGCUCCCGGCUGCUGCCGGCCGGUCCAGGACCCAGCCACAUGGCCCAAGGGCCAGGGGCUUUUGGGGAGAUGUGAGGGACUGGUUGUGGACCCGGUUUGUGGAUGCUGCACCUCGUGGUGGUGGGGGAGAGGGGUCAGCAGCUUCCCAUAGCACCAGCCCGGCCACAGGGACAGCAACGGCCUCCGUCCCUGAGCCGGAGAGGGACCGGCCGCCGGCGGGGACACAGCAACCAGGUCUCCGGCUCCUAACCUCAGGGUGACUCUGGGGCAAGGGGGUCCCUGUGGUGACCCCAACCCCCACUUCCUCGGGGGCAGAAGACCUAGGAGCGAGCCCAGCCCUAGGGUAAACAGUCAGGGGGAGGAGAGAGGCCUGGGCUGCCCCCUGGAACAACGAUGGGGGAGAUACCUCUCUCCCAGCCCUCCUAGCACAGGCUUCCAGAGACCUCCUAGAGUCGGGGCUUCAGGGGCGGUUGGGGGAGUGACCAGGGUUGGGUGGGCAGUUCCCACACACCCCCAGCUUUUCUAUCUGGUUUCUGGGUCUCUUAAAGCGGGUUGCCUGUUUUGUAUGUUGGGUUUUUGUUUUGUUUUUUAAAUUUUAAUAAAUGAUUUCUGAACAUCUCCGA
Molecule: messenger RNA, 3126 nt
Organism: Ornithorhynchus anatinus (platypus)
Lineage: Eukaryota; Metazoa; Chordata; Mammalia; Monotremata; Ornithorhynchidae
Gene: ALPL
Product: alkaline phosphatase, biomineralization associated
Exons: 12
Coding region: 247-1821 (524 amino acids)
Biological process (GO): dephosphorylation
Cellular component (GO): plasma membrane
Molecular function (GO): alkaline phosphatase activity
Source: RefSeq, a predicted model, not a curated record